Triticum aestivum (bread wheat) is the source of this 657-nucleotide messenger RNA. Its product is annotated as pathogenesis-related protein PRB1-2-like. The coding region runs from base 1 to 456 and encodes 151 amino acids. NCBI's taxonomy places the organism in Eukaryota, Viridiplantae, Streptophyta, Magnoliopsida, Poales, Poaceae. The transcript is spliced from 2 exons. Gene Ontology annotation, cellular component: extracellular region. The record is from RefSeq and is a predicted model, not a curated record.
AUGACGUCCACCAGGUGUGUGGCGACAACCGCCGGGGCUCUCUCGGCCACGGCGGCGGCCACUUUCAUCAGGGUUGCGUUGGUCGUCGUGGAGCUCUUGCCAAGGCUGGGGCCAGGCCUGGCAAUUUUCAUGAGAACAGACGAUUUUGUGGUAGUAUACCCGUUCGGCGAGAACAUCUUCUGGGGUUCCGGGCAGUCGUGGACGGCCGCAAACGCCGUGACGUCGUGGGUGGACGAGAAGCGGAACUACCACUUCAACACCAACACCUGCGACGCCGGCAAGGUGUGCGGGCACUACACGCAGGUGGUGUGGCGCAAGUCGACCCGCAUCGGCUGCGCGCGUGUGGUCUGCGCAGGGAACCGGGGCGUCUUCAUCACCUGCAACUACAACCCCCCGGGCAACUUCAACGGCGAGCGCCCGUUCGCGUUCCUCACCCUUGACGCCGAAGCCAAGUAGUACGCACGUGUGAAUGUGAUCAUACAUGCAUACGUGCGUGUGUUUAUGUGUGUGUAUUUUGAAUAUUUACUUCUUUAAAUAUGUUAUACGUACGGUACGUACGUAAAUAAGCGCACAUUCCGGCCUGCAUGUAUCCAUGCGACUCUGUGGAGCGUGUAAGUGUAAUCUUUUUUUUUUAAGAAUGCGUGUAAGUGUAAUCAU